Williopsis jadinii is the source of this 1733-nucleotide messenger RNA. RefSeq names its product CDP-diacylglycerol--glycerol-3-phosphate 3-phosphatidyltransferase (gene PGS1). The transcript has a single exon. Gene Ontology annotation, molecular function: CDP-diacylglycerol-glycerol-3-phosphate 3-phosphatidyltransferase activity. NCBI's taxonomy places the organism in Eukaryota, Fungi, Ascomycota, Saccharomycetes, Phaffomycetales, Wickerhamomycetaceae. The coding region runs from base 238 to 1671 and encodes 477 amino acids. The record is from RefSeq and is a predicted model, not a curated record. Gene Ontology annotation, cellular component: mitochondrion. Gene Ontology annotation, biological process: cardiolipin biosynthetic process.
CUUCCCAGUAAUUAUCACACAUUGAGUUAUUAGUGAUCGAAUAAGAAACUCUUUCCUGAAUUCCGUCUUUUGAUGGAGACAUCGAGAAGCACCUUGCUCUCGGACUUUGACCGACUAUUUUUUUUUCCAAUUGUAGCUUUUUCACCGUUGCUUCCUUGUAGACGAAGCAUUUCCAGAGACUCCUGAUCCUAAUUGGAACGAGAACACUUGCACAUGCUUCGAUCAGCUUAUAGUACCAUGACCACUGGAUUUCAGCCAGAGGUACGUGCACUGACGCAGAAGUUAGACCAGAUUUGUCCCCGUUUUGAACUAUCACAAGGGCAAAUUGAAAUCAUCCAAGAUCCCAAGAUCUUCUAUUCAACUUUGAAAGAGAAGAUAGCCACUGCAGAAAGACGAAUCUUUUUAUCAUCUUUGUAUAUUGGCAAGACCCAAGAUGAGCUGAUAGAAUGUCUUGCAGAUGCACUGAGAGAGAAGCCCGACUUAAAGCUGACCAUAUUGACCGAUGCGCUCAGAGGUACCAGAGAAGCACCGUCAAAAUCUUCAGCUUCAUUGCUAGCAGAGCUCAUGGAAAAACACGAAUCACAAGUGGAUAUUAGAAUGUAUCACACUCCUCACUUACAUGGCUUAAUGAAGAGUUUGGUUCCAAACAGAUUUAACGAAGGAUUCGGCUUACAGCAUAUGAAAAUUUAUGGAUUUGAUGACAGCGUUAUCCUCUCUGGUGCUAAUUUGUCUUCUGAUUAUUUCUCUGAUCGUCAGGAUCGUUAUUAUCAUUUCAAAUCCAAAGAUUUGUCCGAUUAUUACUUCAAAAUUCAAUCUACUGUGGGCUCUCUAAGUUAUAAGUUAGUGCACUCCAAUAAUGAAUCCAAGUUCAAGUUGAUAUGGCCGUCAACAAACACACUAGAUGACCCAGUUAAGAACUGGAGAGCGUUCAUCGAUGGGUCCUCAAAGAUCCUUGGAAAACUUUUGGAGCACAAACACUCUGUAAAACCCGAAUUGCAGGGACGUUUAACAUAUGUGUAUCCAGUCUCCCAAUUUACUCCGUUGUUUAACAAAGAUAACGAUGGCUCAACAGAGAAGAAGAGUGUUUUGACAUUAUUAGAUUAUGCUAAUGAUCCUAAAAUUAAAUGGAGUUUCACAGCUGGGUAUUUCAACAUGCUGCCCGAAAUUAAGAAGAAGUUAUUAGAUUCGAACUCCAAAGGUGUCGUGAUCACGGCUUCUCCAUUUGCCAAUGGAUUUUACAAAUCCAAGGGGGUUUCCGGUCAUCUUCCAGACGCUUACCAGUACUUGUCAAAAGUUUUCUUAAGAGAUGUUCACAAGGCACAAAAGGAUGAUGAUAUUAAACUUAAAGAAUGGAAGAAAGGUGUUGUUAACACUCCAAAUGGUUGGUCUUAUCAUGCAAAGGGCUUUUGGGCAACGUCUCCAGAUGAAGAAACACCGAGUAUCACCAUCAUUGGUUCUUCCAAUUAUACAAGAAGGGCCUAUAACUUCGACCUUGAGAGUAAUGCAAUUGUGAUCACAAGGGAUCCUCAACUCAAAGAGGCGAUGAAGAAAGAACUAGAUAACAUUUUAGAGCAUACUACAGAACUCAACCUUGAGGAUUUCAAAGAAAAAGAUAGAAGGAUCCCAACUGGUGUUGUGUGGGCUACUAAAAUCCUCGGUAAGAGACUGUAAAAGCAGCUUAGAAGACAUAUAUACAUUUCUUUCAUAAAGUAGAAUGGCCAAGUUGUGAAAUU